Messenger RNA from Notolabrus celidotus (New Zealand spotty), 602 nucleotides. Its product is annotated as mitogen-activated protein kinase kinase kinase kinase 4-like. The transcript has 5 exons. The record is from RefSeq and is a predicted model, not a curated record. Gene Ontology annotation, biological process: protein phosphorylation. The coding region runs from base 213 to 602 and encodes 129 amino acids. Gene Ontology annotation, molecular function: protein kinase activity; ATP binding. Lineage: Eukaryota; Metazoa; Chordata; Actinopteri; Labriformes; Labridae.
GAGCGCAGUGAAGUCUCUAGUAGUUGGUCGGUAUGUAGCAGCAGCAGCGGAGCUCCUGCCUGGGAUUACUUGGAGGUAAAACGCGCCUUGGAGAGAAAAUAUCACCCCGGGAUUAAGACUCAAACCACUCGAGGAUGAGACACACACCGUCCCGCUGAAGGAGACCUUUAAAACCCUGUUUUUCUGCACAUUUAUCACCGGUUUGAACGAAAAUGGCGAACGAGUCACCGGCCAAAAGUCUGGUGGACAUAGAUCUGGCAUCCCUGAGGGAUCCAGCUGGGAUUUUCGAGCUGGUGGAAGUAGUCGGAAAUGGCACCUAUGGACAAGUCUACAAGGGUCGACAUGUCAAGACGGGACAGCUGGCGGCCAUCAAGGUCAUGGACGUCACCGAGGAUGAAGAGGAGGAAAUUAAGCUUGAAAUCAACAUGCUGAAGAAGUACUCCCAUCAUAGAAACAUCGCCACUUACUACGGAGCCUUCAUCAAGAAGAGUCCACCGGGACACGACGACCAGCUAUGGAAAGACUUGGUCAGCAGUGAUGGCAGACGAAGGAGAGAUCAGAGAUCAGAACUCAAAUAUCUCUGCAGCAUCAGGUUCAGUUAG